Adineta ricciae is the source of this 501-nucleotide messenger RNA. Lineage: Eukaryota; Metazoa; Rotifera; Eurotatoria; Adinetida; Adinetidae. The record is from the annotation of a GenBank genome assembly.
AUGUUCCCGAAUAAUACACAAUAUAUUCGUCGACCAAUAUAUGCAUUAAUUGAGAUCGCUAAAUCGAAGAUUGAAUGCAAACUUCAAGAUCUUGAACAAAAACUUAUACCAAUUCCACUUGUAGAACAGACAUUUCAAGUUGACGUUGCUGAUCUUAUUCCAAAAGAUAAGAAACCCAAAUCCAAUCAAAAGAAAAUUUUAUCCAUCAAACGAUCUGCAUUACCACUUGUACCUGCUUAUUGUAUUACAACGCAUAAAAGUCAAGGUCAAACAUUGAGCAAAGUGGUUAUUGAUCUAAAAUUACCAAAUGAAACGGACGAUAUUGCAGCAGUCUACGUACCACUAUCUCGUGUAAAACGUUUGGCCGAUCUAGGUAUUCUACGACCAGUUGAUUAUAAAGUUUUACUGAUGAAACCAUCGAAAUCUCAAAUUACCGAAAUGGAAAGACUGGAUCAGCUGUUUUUGAAUACACGAUCACGUUUUCCGGAAUGGUUUCAAUGA